Messenger RNA from Drosophila rhopaloa, 997 nucleotides. RefSeq names its product WW domain-containing protein C660.06-like. The coding region runs from base 33 to 671 and encodes 212 amino acids. The transcript has a single exon. The record is from RefSeq and is a predicted model, not a curated record. Lineage: Eukaryota; Metazoa; Arthropoda; Insecta; Diptera; Drosophilidae.
CGUACGUUUCGGGGUGGAUCACCGAGAGAUCUAUGAAUCUCUUUUCCGACGCGGAACUGAAUAAAAGCCGGGCUCAUCGGUCCAGUGGCCAAGUGUGUGGACAACUCUCGAGGCGGCAACAACUCAACAUGAAACUUUUCAUCGCGCUUUCCGUUCUGGUGGCCGUGGCAUCGGCCCUGCCUCAAUUUGGCGGAGGAAACGCCAACGCCAAAGCUAAUGCCAAUGCCAAUGCCCAAGGAUUUGGCGGCGGUCGUCCAGGCGGAUUUGGCGGAUUUGGCGGCGAUCCAGGCAGCCCCAGAUUUGGUUUCUCCGGAUUUGGUGGCCCCGGUGGAUUCGGUGGCCCCGGUGGAUUCGGUGGUCCACCGGGAUUCGGUGGUGGCCCCGGAUUUGGUGGUGGCCCCGGAUUUGGUGGUGGCCUCGGAUUUGGUGGCCCCGGAUUUGGUGGCCCCGGUGGAUUCGGUGGUCCCGGUGGAUUCGGUGGUUACUCCCCUGCAUUUGGCGGUGGCCCUGGAUAUAACAGAGCUAGAUCCGGAGGUCGUCCAGGCGGUGGCAGCAGCGGUUCGUCCAGUGCCUCAGCUUCCUCCUCAGCUUCGUCUGGUGGUGGCGGCGGUAGUUUAUCAGCUCCCUCCUCUUCUUCCGCCUCUGCUGCGGGUGGCAGAUUCCGCGGUUGAACCGAGCCAAAAAUUAAUAGGAAUUAAGCGAUAAGAAAUGACUGCGAAUUGAAAUUAGUGAAUUAAAAUCAAAAUACUUUUACAAUUUUGUAAUCACUGUUAUGCAGCAGCUCUUAGGAUUUGUAGGAAAUUUAUUGCAUAGCAGCGCAUAACCGAAUGUUUGAUCUCAGUGUCCCAGAAACCUUAUACACUUUUAAUAAUCGACUAAGGAAGUCCUUUUUAAAAACCUAAUGGUGAGGAAAAUGUACAAAUAGAUAUGUUUAAGUAAAAGGAAAACCAUUUCCAAACCUUAAAAUUUUAAAAAAUUUUACAAAAUUUGAUAAAAA